UUAUUAUGAAUUGGAAGUUCCUAUUUAGCUCAGAUCAAUCUAAUCUGCGUUUUGAAGUUGAAGGGGUUAUUAUUCUGUGAAGCAGAUUGAAAACAAUCAUAAACAAUGUCGUCAUUAACGGUUCCGAAAACAAAUCAGCCAAAUUGGAGUCCCUAUGUGAAGGUAUAUGACCCUUUAAAAGCGGGAAGUAUCGACGGGACUGACUUAAUUCCACAUGACAAUGCUGUUGUUCGGGCCAUGUCUGCUGAGUAUAAUCCACCCGAUGAAAGAACCAUCACCUCAAAUCCAGUGAACACAUUAUUUGUUGGUCGGCUCAAUUUGAGAACUAGUGAAAGGCAACUAAAAGAUGAGUUUGGCCAAUAUGGUCAGGUAAAAAGUUGCAGACUAGUACGAGAUAUCAUCACUGGGAUGUCUCGCGGGUAUGGAUUUGUUGAAUUCAGAAAGGAAUCAGAUGCCCAUAGAGCGUGGAAAGCAGCACAUGGUUCUAUGUUCCAUGAACGUCAGAUUUUGGUGGAAUGGGAAUUUUCUAGGACAAUGCCUGGCUGGAUACCCCGCCGACUAGGUGGUGGCCUUGGUGGAAAGAAGGAAUCUGGACAGCUGCGUUUUGGUGGUAGAGAUCGUCCCUUUAAAAGACCCUUCAUUGUUCCUGCAGAUCAAGACAGCUCAUCCUUUUCAGGUGAUUUUGAACAGCAUCCUCAAAUUCAAGAGGUAGACAGUCAUCUGAGAGAUGAGUUUGGUAAGGGUAAAAAUUUGAGAUUGGAAAAGCCCAAGUUUAGGGUUAAUGAAUUUGAAAACCAGUCUAGCUAUGUCUUUGAUGAUGCACGGAAAUAUAAGAACUAUUCAGACAAAGGGUUAAAUUAUGAUGAAAAGAAGUAUAAGAACUUUCCCAAGGAAAAGUUCUUUAAUGAUAAAAUAAAUUAUAAGACAUUUUCAGAAGGAAAGUCUGCUAGUUUAUCUCAUUUUGGAGAGGAUAGAAGAGGGCAUAGAAAUGAUACAAGUAAGUUUUAUGAACAUCCAUCCUAUGAAGAAGGUGGACAGAAGUACAGACAUAAGAAAGAAGAAAGAUAUCAAUCUAUCAACCAUGACAAGAGCAAAUAUAAAAGAGUUACAGAAAAUAUUUAUUAUGAGCAAGGUACAAACAAGUAUGACAGAGAGUAUUCAGACAAGAGUUCUUACUGGGAGGAUAGCACGAAAUACAGAAGAAAAAGUAAUGACAGAUACCCUCAUCAACUUGAUCUUGGGAUUAGACAAAAAAAAUUCAGUAGAGACUUUAAGGAAAAGCAUGCUGAUCACUCAAGAUGUAAUGAAAAUGAAUCAGAAACAUUUAAGAGACAUUCACAGAAGAAGUAUAAGGAGGGUGAUAAUUAUGAAAUUGACAAUUUCUCUCAUAAAUCCUCUGAAAGCAGUAUUUCUUCAAAAUUUGAGAGAGAAGCUGACAAAAGAGGAAGGGACACUGCAAACCUUGCAUUUAUAGGUGCAAGUACAUCCAAAUCAGAAAUCGUAACAAGUUAUAGACUAGAUUCAACCCAGACUUAUGAAAUGAAUCUCAAGAGGAAAUAUAGAAGUAGUAGUAUUUCAAGCUCAUCAAGCUGUAGUAAAUCAUCUUCUAAAAAAAAGCAUAGAAGAAAGCAUAAAAAAGGGAGUAAGAAAACUGAUCGGGGUGAAAAUGAUGUAUCUUCAUGUGAAUCGGGACCAUCUAAAAAGCAUAAGAAGUCAAAAAAAAAGAAGAAAAAGAAGUCAAGGAGAGCUUCCAAAGAUGGCACUGAUACAGAUUAAAUAGAUCAAAUGUACAGGUGGAUUUAAAUUAAUUUUU
This is a messenger RNA of Frankliniella occidentalis (western flower thrips), 1813 nucleotides long. RefSeq lists its product as uncharacterized. The coding region runs from base 106 to 1776 and encodes 556 amino acids. Gene Ontology annotation, biological process: mRNA splicing, via spliceosome. Gene Ontology annotation, cellular component: U12-type spliceosomal complex; precatalytic spliceosome. Gene Ontology annotation, molecular function: mRNA binding; snRNA binding. The transcript has 3 exons. The record is from RefSeq and is a predicted model, not a curated record. Lineage: Eukaryota; Metazoa; Arthropoda; Insecta; Thysanoptera; Thripidae.